ACCAAAACCACCAUGGGAAAGUGCAACCUCCAAACGAUAGUUCUGCUCGCAUUCGCAACGAUGCCGCUACUGAUCCAGGCCUUCGAUUGGUUCUCGCUAACGCAAGCCAGUUACGCCGCAAUCCAAUCGGGACUAGCUCAGCUGAACAACGCUUCCGUGGUCAUCAACGGAACCAUCAAUACCCAGGCGAACCUGGCAUCGGCUGCAAUUUCCGACCUGCAGCAACACAUGACCAAGGGUCUGACGGAUCUGCAGGCCCGUUUCCCAAAUCAGAACAUCAACAUUGGCAACAUGUUGAACGGGUUCAAUUGGUUCACCGGAGAAGUGCCCCAGGUGCUGGCCGAGUUCCGCCAAACCAUCACGGAUGACGUGAUGGCACCGUCUCAGGUCGUCGUCCAGAACAUCCUGAACGCGAUGACCGAGUUCUUCUUGUCACCGAAACGUGCCUGUGCCCAGCAGCACGCGCAGAACUUGGUGCAGCCGAGGAUUUCCGUGGGUCGGUUGGCGCAGUGCUUCCGCGAGGACAUGCAGUUUACCGAUAAACCAACCGCGGGAACGCAAAUGUUGAUGAACGACGGCAAGGCCAUUUCGGAUGUGAUUCUAGGCCAGUUGAAGUACUGCUCGCCGGGAUCGAGCAACUGUACCGCCGCGUUUUUCAACGGACUUCCCAACCUAAUGCAAACAGCCACAUGGGCCGUCGCAAAUUUACAAGGUUUUCCAAGGUUCUGGACGCAGGCUGGCGUUCCUUUCAAUCAGAAUUGUGCCGCUGCCAUCGGUGCCGACAUACAGGAUGCCAUCCAGGGUAUUCGGAGUAGUAUUGCCAGAUGUUCAUGUUCAGGCUGUUUUAAAUAAAAUAUUCAAGUCACUUCCGACCGUUAGUAA
This is a messenger RNA of Culex quinquefasciatus (southern house mosquito), 882 nucleotides long. RefSeq lists its product as uncharacterized. The record is from RefSeq and is a predicted model, not a curated record. Lineage: Eukaryota; Metazoa; Arthropoda; Insecta; Diptera; Culicidae. The transcript has 2 exons. The coding region runs from base 13 to 852 and encodes 279 amino acids.